Messenger RNA from Chenopodium quinoa (quinoa), 1926 nucleotides. RefSeq lists its product as uncharacterized. The transcript is spliced from 2 exons. Lineage: Eukaryota; Viridiplantae; Streptophyta; Magnoliopsida; Caryophyllales; Amaranthaceae. Bases 1 to 1926 code for a protein of 641 amino acids. The record is from RefSeq and is a predicted model, not a curated record.
AUGGACUGUAGGGAUGAUCAUGGCAAAGCCAAACAGUUGUCGGAAGAGCCUUCUCGGAAGAGAGCCUAUUCGUCUACUGAAAAAGGCAAAGGGAAAAUGCUGGAUACCAACGGCAACAACUAUAAACAGGCGAAACAACAGCAAAAUCCUGCUGUAAGCGGUGUUCAGUGCCAGGGUAAUUCGGAACCUUUGAUCAUAUCUUCCUCAUCAUCUAUGCUGCAGCAGCAGCAGACUCAAAGACCAUUACCUGCUGUCAAUUCUAGUAUCAGCUCCUGCAGGAUGGCACCGCCUGAACGUCAAUGCACGCAACAACUCUCCGAAAACAACCUUAAUCCUAAUGUUGUAAGAGAAAGUUAUCAAGAGUUGGCUAAUACUGGUAGCAGAGGACCUCUGCAUCAGUCUGAUGUAGCUACUGUCAGAGGCAGGGGUGAAAUCCUGUGUGAAGAGUACUUGUCGUUACGAGCAUGGGUGCAAAGAACAAGUUACUACUGGGAUAUUGUAAAAUGCAGUUUAAUCCUAGAUGGGUGGACUGAGGAGAUGACGGGGCGGACAUAUCUGAAUGUGAUUAUCGAUUGUCCACUAGGGGCGGUUUAUCUGAAAUCAAUUGAUGUGACAUUUGCUGUUAAUGAUGUUGAGGCGAUGAUGUCGGUUAUUGAGCGUCUUUUUCAUGAAUCAGAGUUUGGUUUGAGGCCGGAGUGUGUGCUCCAAGUUAUACCCUUCUCUGCAUCACCAUGGCUAGACGCGGUUGGAGAAAGACUUAAGGAAAAAUAUCCUUGGAUGUUCUGGUCUGUCAGCGCCACAUAUUGCCUGAGUCUGAUGCUAGAGAGGGUGGCCUCGACAAUAACCUGGGUGAGACAAACCAUUACGCAAGCCAAGAUGGUUACAAGGCUUAUUUACAGUGAUCCUCGUAUAUUGGACCUACUAAGAAAGGCUAGUAAUGGAGAAAUUGAUCAGAACUCUAACCUUGUGAAACCGGCUAAAAUUAAGGAAGCUACACCCUUUCUAACACUUGAGAAUAUGCUGCUUUGGAGAAAACAACUUGAGAACAUGCUAAUGUCACGAGAAUGGAAUGAUUCGAGCUUUGGAUCAUCGUUGGGAGGUAUUAGAGUCGCGGAGCUAGUGCUAAGGGACAGAACAUUCUGGACUAGAAUUAGUCUUUCUGUCAAAGGAACCAUGCCAAUAGUUAACCUCUUAGGCUUAAUCAAUGAUGGAAACAUUGAUGUUGAUAAGCCUCAAAUGGGUAAUCUAUAUGAAAGAAUGGAUAAAAUGAAGGAAAAAAUUAGGGGUGAUAUUGGUAUUAAGAAUUCUAACAAAUUUAUGCCUUUUUGGGUUAUAAUAGACCAGAUUUGGAACGAUAUGUUGCACUCCCCACUUCAUGCAGCAGGUUACUAUCUAAAUCCAAAGCUUUUUUACAGUAAUAAUUUUUUUGCUGAUGAAGAAGUAAAGGAUGGGAUUAGGGACACUAUACAAAAAAUUGUGGCUGAUGCACAAGCCCAAACAGCUAUUAUGAGCCAGCUCGAUACAUAUUAUGACGCCGAAGGAGAUUUCAAAAUAGGUUUGUUUGAAAGACACAAUGUCUCUCCAGUUGUUACUCUACGACGACAUGCAUUACAUGAUGUGGUUUACAUUGAUGCAGUUGAGUGGUGGAGGCGGUAUGGGAAUCAAUGCAAAGAGUUGCAAGAUUUUGCUAUAAUAGUCUUAGGGAUAUCAUGUAAUGGUGCUCCUACACCCCAUAAAUUUGGAAGAGAAGAUGUAGGGAGGCUGUUAUCAACAAGUGAAACCGAUCCAUCACAUCUAUGGUUAGUCCAAAAGUGUUUUGUAUCUUACAAUCGUCAUCUGAGGGAGCUCACAACUUCUGGUUUCAAGUUUAACAUUGAGGCUGAUGAGCCUCAUCCCGUCGAUGAUUGGAUAGUUGGUUACUACUAA